AAUGAGCGCAGCCGGAUGCGCAGCCCCGUUUCCGUGCAGCUCGGGUCCUCCCAACAUGAUGUAAUGUCAUGAAUAUUGAAACAGGUUGCUUGUUGGUCGGGAGGCGCUCGAGUCAGCAUCUCCUCUGCCUCCCCAUCACCACUACCUUAAGCAUCCGACAAAAUAAUAAAAACCCGACAGAAAGUGUGAGGGGUUUCGGUGAAGGAGAUGGCUGUUGCUGAGGAUGAACUGAGCCUCUGACACCAUGAUGAACCCAUCAUCUGCCGACUCAUCGCGGCAGCCAGACAAUAGCAGCCGGAAGCAGCAGCAGCAGCAGCAGCGAUCUUCGUCUCCGGCCGGACAGAAAGACGCCGGAGCUAAAGCGGCGCAGAAGGGCAGCAACCCGUCCAAACCCGUCGCUUCAAAGCAAGGGGGUGGAGGAGGAGGAGGAGGAGGGGGAGGCAGAAGCAGCCGGGGUCAGUCUCCAGUCUCCGCGGGCAGGGAGCGCCAGGCCGGCGGCGCUCCGGCGGGCAGAGGCGCGGCCGCUGUCCAGGCUGCCGGUGCUGAAAGCCCGACGCUCAGCAGGCCCGCAGCCGCCGAGAGAGGCGCGGCCCCGGCGGCGGAGGAUUCCCCCCGCCCCGCUGCCGAUGCGUCGUCCUCGGCUCCGAACCGCGUCGUCUCCGACCAACCCUGCGCAUCCAAAUCCCCCAAACUGAGGAGCAAAAACCCGAGAGGAGGGGAGGCGGCCGCCGCGGCCAGCAGCGGCGGCAAGAAGAGCUCCAAGAGCACCGUGGGCUGCGGGCCGGGCUUCUGGAAGGAGGGAUGUCUGCAGUCCGAGCUGAUACAGUUUCACUUGAAUAAGAGCUUGGGGAAGAAAGGGACCAAGAUGCAGGCGAAAUCAGCAUCUCCUCCGGCCUCAGAGCCGGAGCUGUCCCCUGAGCCAGAGCCCCCCCAGAUGGCUCCGCAGCAAGACCAGACGCUGAAGGAUGAGAUCGAGAGGCUGGAAGAUGAAAACGAUGAUCUGAAGACUGAAAUAGAGGAGAUGCGUGCGGAGAUGGAUGAAAUGCGGGACACCUUCUAUGAAGAAGAUGCAUGUCAGCUUCAAGACAUGCGCAGAGAGCUGGAGAGGGCCAACAAGAACUGUCGGAUCUUGCAAUACCGCCUAAAGAAGGCCGAGAGAAAGAGACUCAGGAUCACAGAAAGUGGUCAAGUGGACGAAGAGCUGCUGAGAAGCCUGGAGCAAGACUUGAAGGUGGCAAAGGAUGUGUCUGUACGUUUGCACCAUGAGCUGGAAAAUGUGGAGGAGAAAAGGACAAAAACAGAGGAUGAGAAUGAGAAGCUGAGGCAGCAGCUGAUAGAGGUUGAGGUCACUAAACAGGCGCUGCAAAAUGAACUCGACAAAGCCAAAGAGCUUUCCCUGAAAAGAAAAGGAAGUAAGGAUGUGCAGAAAGCAGAGAGAAAGACCCCACAAACACCGAUUGAGGAGGAAAACGAGGAUCUGAAAUGUCAGCUCGCCUUCAUCAAAGAAGAAGCCGUCUUGAUGAGGAAAAAAAUGGCAAAGAUUGACAAGGAGAAGGAUCGACUGGAGCAGGAGCUGCAGAAGUACCGCUCCUUCUACGGGGACGUGGACAGCCCUCUGCCUAAAGGUGAGGCCGGCGGGCCUCCCACCACCCGCGAGUCUGAGCUGAAGCUGCGUCUGCGCCUUGUGGAGGAGGAGGCCAACAUCCUGGGAAGGAAGAUCGUGGAGCUGGAGGUGGAGAACAGAGGACUGAAGGCUGAGCUGGACGACAUGCGUGAGGACAGUCUGGCCGCAGCAGGAGUGGACGGCUCCAGCAUCGGAGGUCAGCAGAGCAGAGAGCAGGGUGAGGCGCUGUCUGAACUGAGGCAACAGCUUCAGCUGGUGGAAGAUGAGGCAGAACUUCUCCGCAGGAAUUUAGCAGAUGUCGAAGAAGAGAAUAAAAAGGUCACCAGUGAACUUAAUAAACUGAAAUACAAGGCCGGAUCCCAUGAAGCUGGAUCAAGACAUGGAGGUGGAGCUGACCCGGCUAAGAUGGAGGCCCUCCAGGAGGAGUUGAAAGCCGCUCGCCUGCAGAUCAAUGAGCUGAGCGGCAAAGUCAUGCAGCUUCAGUACGAGAACCGGGUGCUGCUGUCCAACAUGCAGCGCUACGACCUGGCCUCUCACCUGGGCAUCCGCAGCAGCCCGCGGGACAGUGACGCGGAGAGCGACGGCGGGCGGGACGACGACACCCCUUCGGCCUCGGCCUCCUCCCCUCGCCUCCUCCCGCCCCAUCGCAAGCGGGAGGGCCCGAUCGGGGGGGAGAGCGACUCGGACGAGGUCAGGAACAUCCGCUGCCUCACCCCGACGCGUUCCCUCUACUCACCUGUGGACAGCCGUUUUUUAUCCAGAAGCCUGAAGGACCGGCAACACAUGAUAGACAUCCGCAUCGAGGCGGAGAGGCUGGGCCGGACCAUCGACAGGCUAAUCGCUGACACCAGCACUAUCAUUGCCGAGGCUCGGGUGUAUGUCACCAACGGGGAGCUGUUCGCCCGGCUGGAUGAGGAUGAUGAAGGUGGCAGGAUCAGAGAACAUGAGCUGCUCUAUCGGAUCAACGCUCAGAUGAAAGCGUUCAGGAAGGAACUGCAGACCUUCAUAGACCGGUUAGACGUCCCUAAGCAGGAAGACAAACAGGCGGAGGAGCCGCUGUCUAUGUUUCAGCCCAUUAUUUUGCUGAUCCUCAUUCUUGUUCUGUUUUCCUCACUCUCUUAUGCCACCAUUUUUAAAUUGGUAUUUCUUUUCACCCUGUUCUUUGUUCUGUGAAGCACAUGUCCAGCAUCAUAUUAUGUACAUUCUUAUGGUUUCUUUUUGACUUGUUCAUUCAUUUUAUUCCUGUUAUGUUAAAAAAAAAAAAAAAAAAACAUCAUGUAAGGUCACUCAAGGUACAGGACAUUAUCA
Messenger RNA from Salarias fasciatus (jewelled blenny), 2932 nucleotides. It is a transcript of the gene mtcl3, whose product is annotated as MTCL family member 3. Gene Ontology annotation, biological process: regulation of autophagy. The transcript is spliced from 11 exons. The record is from RefSeq and is a predicted model, not a curated record. The coding region runs from base 245 to 2797 and encodes 850 amino acids. Lineage: Eukaryota; Metazoa; Chordata; Actinopteri; Blenniiformes; Blenniidae.